GAAACCCACCACUAGCCUCCUCGAUCAAAAAGACUGCGUUUUGAAACGCUCAUGUGUAACCGCCGGGAGAGAGAUCCCAGGAUGAUGAUGAUUCGCGGCAGGGGAGGCUCGUGGGUCGGACUCUCGACCCGGUUGAAGCUUUACGGGAUCAGACGUCUCUGCACAAAAGGAGAGAAUGGUGGUGGGAACAAACUCGAGAAGACGACGAGGGAAUCUAGUGUUGUUGCUCAUCAAAACGAGACUGAAACUAGUGUUGUUUCUCGCUACGAUGAGACGUAUAAGAAACUCGAUAAGCUCGAUUUCGUGACCGCUGCCAAGAUCUUGUUCACUGAACAACCCAAGACCAAUAAAUUUGGGUUUGAUUGGCAUGUGGUUCAAUUCAUCAUCGUCUGCUUGCCAUCUGUAGCUGUGUAUCUGGUUGCUCAAUAUGCUCGCCGUAAAAUGAAGAUCAUGGAUGCUGAACUUGGAGAGAAGAAAAGGAAAGAAGAAGAAAAGAAAGAGAAAGAAGAAGCUGAACAAAAGGCGUUAGCAAAAGAAGCAGCAACCAAGUCUCACGACGAGCUAAUGGAGAUGAAAGAGAGACUUGGUAAACUCGAAGAGACAAUCAAAGAUAUUGUUUUGGAAGCAAAGAAACCUUCAGGGAAUGCUCCAACCAAAACCCAAGAAGAUCAAUCCACCAAACUCUCCCCAAAACAAGAACCAAAACCAGAAAAAAGAUCACAAGGGUAAUGUAUAGAAGUAACCAGGUGAUAAACCUCGUUGAGAUGAUUAGAAGGGAAACUUAGGUUGUAGAUGAACAAGGAUGUACCCUUUUGUGGGUUAUUAUGCUUUUGGAACUAAUACAGUAGUUGAUGCAAUUCUCUGA
Messenger RNA from Camelina sativa (false flax), 865 nucleotides. RefSeq lists its product as uncharacterized. The record is from RefSeq and is a predicted model, not a curated record. NCBI's taxonomy places the organism in Eukaryota, Viridiplantae, Streptophyta, Magnoliopsida, Brassicales, Brassicaceae.